Molecule: messenger RNA, 1929 nt
Organism: Trichosporon asahii var. asahii CBS 2479
Lineage: Eukaryota; Fungi; Basidiomycota; Tremellomycetes; Trichosporonales; Trichosporonaceae
Product: aflatoxin efflux pump AFLT
Exons: 1
Coding region: 1-1929 (642 amino acids)
Biological process (GO): transmembrane transport
Molecular function (GO): transmembrane transporter activity
Source: RefSeq, a predicted model, not a curated record
AUGUCCGUUUUGUCUACUGCCGAGAGGGAGGGCCCGCUCCCACCCGCGCCAGCGCUCGAGCUCACGCUGUCUCGAACCGCUUCUCGGGCAAGCGACUCCAAGUCUCUCGCUUCUCAACACAGCGACACCAAAUCCGCUCCUCUUCCUUCCGCCGACACAACGGCGCCGCCAGCUACCUCCGGCCCGCCAGGCCCAGGCGGCCCAAAUGGCCCUCCCGGCGGACAGGAGAUUCCACAGAUGUCAAGAUGGCGGUUCUGGGCGAUCUUCGGCUCGAUCCUGGUCUCGAUCUUCCUCUUCGCCCUCGACCAGCUCAUCAUCGCCACCGCCAUUCCCGCCAUUGCCUCAGAGUUCAGAGCACUGGACCAGCUCUCGUGGCUCGCGGCCGGAUUCUUCCUGCCCCUCCUGGCUUUGAACCUGAUCUACUCCCAGUUCCUGGAGAUCUUUCCCUCGAAGCACGUCAUGUUCUCGGCCGUGCUGGUCUUCGAGCUCGGGAGCUUGGUCUGCGGUGUGGCGCCCAACAUGCCCGUGCUAAUCUUCGGAAGGGCGCUCGCUGGCGCGGGAGCAGCGGGCAUCAUGAGCAGCGGCAUGGUCAUCAUUGCCGAACUGGUGCCGCUCCGCGAGAGGGCAAAGUACUUUGCCUUUUCCGGUGCCGUGUUCGCCGUCGCGAGUGUGAUCGGCCCGCUCAUCGGAGGCGCGUUCGCGGACCACGCCUCGUGGCGCUGGUGCUUCUACAUCAACCUGCCCAUCGGCGGUCUCGCCCUCGCCGCUAUCGUCAUCUUCCAGCCCGCCUUCCCACCCAUAGGCCGCAAGGCCGAGUACAAGGGCUAUGAGCUAGCUAUGCUGGGCCGUGUGGCACGGUGCGACUGGGUCGGCGCCAUCCUGGCUGCAGCCUGGGCGGUGUGCCUCAUCGACGCACUCGAGUGGGGCGGUAUCUCUCGCUCCUGGUCCGACGCAGGCGUCAUCGUCUCACUCGUGCUGAUGGGCGUGCUCCCUGUCGCCUUCUUCGCGUGGGAGAAGUUCCUGGGCGAGAAACGCGCCAUGUUCAAGCUCCGCCUCUUCAAGCGCCGGACAGUGUAUGCCGCGUGCGGCGUGCUCUUCACGCUCUUUGCAGUGUACAUGAUUGCCGUGUUCUACGCCUCGGUCUGGCUCCAGAGCGUGUACGGCUUCACGGCUACUGAGGCGGGCGUGCGCCUCCUGCCCCUGAUCUUAUCGCAAGUCCUCGUCCUCAUCAUCACAUCGCGGGUCGUGCCCCGCAUUGGCCGGUUCAAGUUCUUCAUCGUCGCCGGCCCCGUGCUGCUCGCGGCAGGAAGUGGCGGUUUGUAUGGGUUCAAGUACGGCUCGCCACUUGCGACCCUCUACGGCCUGCAAGUCCUCAUUGGCGCCGGCACGGGGUGCGCGAUGCAGAACGCCUCGCUGUCGAUCCAGUGCGAACUGCGCUCCGAGCCCAAGCUCAUCCCCGCGGGCAUGGGUAUCGGCACUUUCGUCGGCUUCGCGGGCCGUAUCGUCGGCAUCUCGCUCGCGCAGAGCGUGUUUGGAAACGUCCUCAAACGGAAUGUCGUCAAGUAUGCGCCCGGCCUGAGUCCCGAGCUCAAGCACCGGAUUAUCCUCGAUAGUGCGGCGCUCUGGACGGCCGUCCCCGACAGCCAGAGAGAGGGCGCGCUCAUCGCCUACGCCCAGACGAUGCGCGACGUGUUCCUCAUCGGCGUGCCCUUUGCCGUCAUCUGCUUCGGGUUCGCGCUCCUGAUCCCGGAUCACAAGCUGCCCCCGAGACCAGGCAAGGGAAAGCCGGAGGCGCCGAAAGCCGACGCUCCCAAGCCUGACGCCGAGAAGACACCAGGCGACGCGGAGAAGGCCCUCGGUGAGGAGGAGAAGCAGGUCCAGGAGGUUGUCGGAGAUGGCCGCCAGCACAAGGACGCCAGCCCGGUAUAG